AUGACGGGACGGCAGAUCUGGAAGACCACCCUGGAGAGUUUCAAAUUUCUGAUGUAUCUACAAGGAGCCUCUGACGUGAUCAUGUGUAGAGCGUUUCAAUCAACAUUGAAAGGAUUAGCGAGGCAAUGGUUCUCGCCCCUUAAGCCACGAUCCCUUUCUAGUUUUGUAGAUCUGGGAAGAGCUUUCUUGACCAACUUUAUGAGCAGCAGGAUCCAUAAAAAGACUGCGGCAAACAUGUUGGCCAUCAGACAACAAACUGGAGAGUCAAUCAGGGAAUUCCUCACCAGAUUCAACAAUGAGGCUUUGGAAGUGCGAGAUCUGAAUCCAAUGGUGAUGUUCCAAGCUCUCAGCAGUGGCAUCAGAGAUAGGAAGCUGAAAGAGUCUCUGAUCAUGGAAGAACCGACAAACACGUAUGAUCUUUAUUCACGCUGUGAGAAACACAUCAAAUUGGCAGAGGUUCUUGCUGCAGAGCAAGAAAAAGAGUCAAGAAACGAGAGGAAAGGUCAGGAAAGAAAGGAGCAGCUAGUUAGCAGAAACAAAUCAAUAGAGAAUAGAGAGCAAAGAGAGGGGAAGAGGAAAAGAGAUGAUCGAGCAUGGGUUCCGAGGAGCGAUGUGAAGCUAGAACCAACAUACACACCGCUCACGCAUAGGUUUCAUCAAGAUCAUGGACAAGACACUGAAGAGUGUAGACGGUUGAAAGAUGAGAUAGAAGGUUUGAUCCAAAGAGGUCGAUUGAACAAAUUUGUAAAGAGAGAGGGAGGAAGCAGUAAGCAGGAGAGCCAAGAGCAAAAGGUGGAAGGAGAAGAAUCCUCAAACUCAAGGAAAAAUCAAGCACGGACUGUAUGUUUGACAGAAGCAACGAGCAAGAAAAGAAAGGCUGAGCAUCAGAUAACUUUUUCAGAUGAGGAUCUAGCUGACAUCCAGUUGCCGCAUGAUGAUGUACUGGUGGUAAAGAUGAUCGUUCCAAAUUGGUCGGUGGCUCGCAUCUUGGUGGAUAACGAGAGCUUAGUAAACGUCCUGUAUUUUGAUGCAUUCUUGAAGAUGCAAUUAACUCCGGAGAUGCUGAAAAGGAUAGAUUCACCCCUAUAUGGAUUCAAUGGAGCUUCUGUGUAG
Molecule: messenger RNA, 1113 nt
Organism: Telopea speciosissima
Lineage: Eukaryota; Viridiplantae; Streptophyta; Magnoliopsida; Proteales; Proteaceae
Exons: 3
Coding region: 1-1113 (370 amino acids)
Source: RefSeq, a predicted model, not a curated record